This is a messenger RNA of Thunnus maccoyii (southern bluefin tuna), 8813 nucleotides long. RefSeq names its product phosphatidylinositol-4,5-bisphosphate 3-kinase, catalytic subunit alpha (gene pik3ca). The transcript has 26 exons. The record is from RefSeq and is a predicted model, not a curated record. The coding region runs from base 521 to 3727 and encodes 1068 amino acids. Gene Ontology annotation, molecular function: 1-phosphatidylinositol-3-kinase activity; 1-phosphatidylinositol-4-phosphate 3-kinase activity. Lineage: Eukaryota; Metazoa; Chordata; Actinopteri; Scombriformes; Scombridae. Gene Ontology annotation, cellular component: phosphatidylinositol 3-kinase complex, class IB; phosphatidylinositol 3-kinase complex, class IA; cytoplasm. Gene Ontology annotation, biological process: phosphatidylinositol-3-phosphate biosynthetic process; cell migration; phosphatidylinositol-mediated signaling.
GAGGGCCCCAGCCAGACAGACAGCGUGGCUGCAUUGUCGCAGCAGCAAGACAACUUGUCCAGUCGACCAGUAGCUCAGCUGCUCAUAACAUCCUCAGUUUGAGCCCUUUGCCGACUGGACAUGCGGGUCUGUCUGCAUUUUCAGCAGCAGUACAACUCAAAACUCAAAGAACAAGAGGGAUUUAUCACCGAUGUGGAAUAACGGCUGCUGUCACGGAUAGCUGGCACACAGACUGACAGGCGACGGAUACCAGCCUGCUCUCGCCCGGCGUCGGGAGCCACCAGCCGGCCGCAGGGACCUGGAGGGGUCGGCUGCCUGGAAGGCUAGCUUACUGGCAUAAGCCGGGGAGAGCUUUUUCAUAAUAUUUUUCUGUGUUGACACCAACUCAAAAAGUGACACCGUGAAGAUGGAUUGAAACAUGAAGGGUGGAACUGUCCCAUCAUCAAAAUAGGAGGGCUGCUCUCUUGAGGUUGUGCUCUGCAGCUAAUCUGUGUGACUGAGCUGGGGGACAGAGAGGAAGAUGCCUCCCAGGCCGUCCUCAGGGGAGCUAUGGGGCAUCCACUUGAUGCCUCCCAGGAUCCUGGUGGACUGCCUGCUGCCCAACGGGAUGAUUCUGACCCUGGAGUGUCUCCGUGAGGCCACGCUCAUCACCAUCAAACACGAACUGUUCAAGGAGGCCAGAAAAUAUCCCCUCCAUCACCUCCUACAGGAGGAGACUUCCUACAUCUUCGUCAGUGUUACACAGGAAGCAGAGCGGGAGGAGUUCUAUGAUGAGACCCGGAGGCUGUGUGACCUCAGACUUUUCCAGCCCUUCCUCAAGGUCAUUGAACCAGUUGGCAACAGAGAGGAAAAGAUCCUUAACAGAGAGAUUGGUUUUGCCAUUGGUAUGCCAGUGUGUGAGUUUGACCUGGUGAAGGACCCGGAGGUUCAGGAUUUCAGGAGAAACAUCCUGAAUGUUUGUAAAGACUCUGUGGAGCUGAGAGACGCCAGCGGGCCCCACAGCAGAGCCCUGUAUGUUUACCCACCCAAUGUUGAAUCCACACAGGAACUACCCAAACACAUCUACAGCAAACUGGACAAAGGCCAGAUUAUCGUUGUGAUUUGGGUGAUUGUCUCUCCAAACAACGACAAACAAAAGUACACACUGAAGAUCAACCACGACUGUGUGCCUGAACAGGUGAUUGCAGAGGCCAUUCGUAAGAAGACACGCAGCAUGCUGCUGUCCCCCGAGCAGCUAAAGAUGUGUGUUCAGGAAUACCAGGGUAAAUACAUCCUCAAAGUCUGUGGCUGUGAUGAGUACCUGCUGGAAAAGUACCCCAUCAGCCAGUAUAAGUAUAUCCGUAGUUGCAUCAUGCUGGGCAGGAUGCCUAACCUGAUGCUAAUGGCUAAGGACAGCCUGUACACCCAGUUGCCUACAGAUAACUUUGUCAUGCCGUCAUACUCCCGCCGCAUCUCCACGGCAGCGUCCUAUAUGAACGGCGAGGCAGCUGCCAAGUCGCUGUGGACCAUCAAUGGAACUCUGCGAAUACGAAUCCUCUGUGCCACCUAUGUUAACGUCAAUAUACGGGACAUAGACAAGAUUUAUGUGAGAACAGGUAUUUACCAUGGAGGAGAACAGAUGUGUGACAAUGUCAACACACAGAGAGUACCCUGCUCCAACCCCAGGUGGAACGAGUGGCUGACCUAUGAUAUGUACAUCCCAGACAUCCCCCGAGCCGCCAGACUUUGCCUCUCCAUCUGCUCAGUGAAGGGCAGGAAGGGAGCAAAGGAGGAGCACUGUCCCCUGGCCUGGGGUAAUGUCAACUUGUUUGACUACACCCACACUCUGGUGGCUAACAAGAUGGCUCUGAACCUCUGGCCUGUUCCUCAUGGCCUUGAAGACCUCCUCAACCCCAUAGGAGUCACGGGCUCCAACCCCAAUAAGGAAACGCCAUGUCUGGAGCUGGAAUUUGACCACUUCAGUAGUCCAGUCAAAUACCCAGAUAUGAAUGCUGUAGAGGAUCACGCAAACUGGACCAUCUCAAGAGAACUGGGGUUCAACUACAACCUCUCUGGACAGAGCAAUCGUGUGGCCAGAGAUCACGCCCUGACGGAGAGCGACAUCGAGCAGCUGAGACAGCUCAGUAACAGAGACCCUCUCUCAGAAAUCACUGAGCAGGAGAAAGACUUCCUCUGGAGACACAGGCACUACUGCAUGAACAUCCCUGAGAUCCUUCCCAAGAUCCUUCUCGCUGUCAAAUGGAACUCCAGAGAUGAAGUAGCACAGAUGUAUUGCCUUUUAAAGGAAUGGCCGUCCAUUCGUCCUGAGCAGGCCAUGGAACUGUUGGAUUGUAAUUAUCCGGACCCCAUGGUCAGACACUUUGCUGUACGAUGCCUUGACAAAUACCUGACAGAUGACAAACUGUCACAGUACCUCAUCCAGCUUGUACAGGUGUUAAAAUACGAGCAGUACCUUGAUAGUCCCCUGGCCCGUUUCCUCCUUAAAAAGGCCCUGACCAAUCAAAAGAUAGGACAUUUCUUCUUCUGGCAUCUCAAGUCAGAAAUGCACAACAAAACAGUGAGCCAGAGGUUUGGGUUGCUGUUAGAGGCUUACUGCAGGGCUUGUGGCAUGUACCUCAAACACUUGAGCAGGCAGGUAGAGGCCAUGGAGAAGCUCAUUAACCUCACUGACAUCCUCAAACAGGAGAAGAAGGAUGAGACGCAGAAGGUCCAGAUGCGGUUUCUCGUGGACCAGAUGAAAAGACCGGACUACAUGGAUGCUCUGCAGAACUUCACCUCUCCUCUCAACCCUGCACACCAACUGGGAAACCUGAGGUUAGAUGAAUGUAGGAUCAUGUCAUCAGCGAAGAGGCCGUUGUGGCUGAACUGGGAGAAUCCUGACAUCAUGUCUGAGCUGCUCUUUCAGAACAAUGAGAUCAUCUUCAAAAAUGGAGACGACUUGCGGCAGGAUAUGCUGACUCUGCAGAUUAUUAAAAUCAUGGAGAACAUUUGGCAGAAUCAGGGACUGGACCUACGGAUGCUGCCCUAUGGCUGUCUGUCAUUAGGAGACUGCGUGGGUCUCAUCGAGGUGGUUCGCAGCUCUCACACCAUCAUGCAGAUUCAGUGUAAAGGCGGCUUGAAGGGAGCCCUGCAGUUCAACUCCAACGCUCUGCAUCAGUGGCUCAAGGACAAGAAUAAGGGCGAGAUGUAUGAUCUGGCUGUGGAUCUGUUUACGAGGUCGUGUGCUGGCUACUGUGUAGCUACAUUUAUUCUUGGGAUAGGAGACAGGCACAACAGCAACAUUAUGGUCAAAGAUGAUGGACAGUUGUUUCAUAUAGAUUUUGGCCAUUUCCUGGAUCAUAAGAAGAAGAAAUUUGGCUACAAGAGAGAGCGAGUGCCCUUUGUUCUGACGCAAGACUUCCUCAUCGUCAUCAGCAAAGGUUCCCAGGAGUGUGCAAAGACCAAAGAGUUUGAGAGGUUUCAGGAGAUGUGUUAUAAAGCCUACCUGGCCAUCCGGCAGCAUGCUAACCUGUUCAUCAACCUGUUCUCCAUGAUGCUGGGCUCCGGUAUGCCUGAGCUGCAGUCAUUUGAUGACAUCGCCUACAUUAGGAAGACGCUGGCCCUGGAGAAAACUGAACAGGAGGCGCUGGACUACUUUAUGAAACAGAUGAACGAUGCUCACCAUGGAGGAUGGACCACCAAGAUGGACUGGAUUUUCCACACAAUCAGACAGCAUGCACUAAACUGAUCUGCACACGAACAAAAAAAACCCACCAGUCCCGCCAUGGAGUAUUUACUUCUGUCAGCCAGCAUUAGUCCAUCACAGAAUUUUUCAGUUUUCCAUAGCAGACGCCAGGAACUGCUCACUGAUGAUGGAAGUUUGGAGCUUGAUAUUUUUUUAAUCACACCAGUACAAUUUCUUUUCUUUUUUUUUUCUUUUUUUUUUUUUUAAUAACGAGGUUCCUGUUUCACCUUCCUUUUUGUGUGGUCUUGACGGCGCCCCCGCACUACCCUCUGCUUGUUCUGGGAUCCUCCUCAUGUCCUUGAAGAUGUGCGCUACUUGGCUGAUGUUUGUAGUACUGACUACUACGCUUCCUCUGUUAUGUUAUGUUCUUUUCGUACGUUAAAAAAAAAAAAAAAAAGGAAAUUUUACCCUAUACACUCCACAAAUUGGACACAAAUUUAUCUGCCAAGCUAUAAAUGUAGCCACUGAGUCCGACUUGCUGCUGUAUUAGUGCUGCACUGUGGCUCCAUCCCAGAAAGGAGGUGCUUGGGAAACUUUUAUUUAUUUAUUUUUUUUAAAAUCUUAUCUUAUGAGAAGACAGAGGGCACAAAAGAACUGUCUAAAUGAUCUCGUUGUACAGUGCAGGAUGGGGGCAGUUACCACGGCUACCACCGCACAGUCUUCCGCCAUCUUUGUGGUGAAGUCGUCCCUUGUGACCUGAUUUGGUUGUCAGCCCUCCCACCUUUUAAUCCUUUGUGAGGAAAUGUCAAACUUAAAAAAAAAAAAACAAACUUCAGAAGAGUAUCUGGGUUAUUUUUGCGCCGCUCUACAGUCUCCAUCAGCCUCAAUAAAACAGCACUCCACCCUCGGGAACUUUUGUCGGUGGCGCAACUUUAGACUCUUGAACAAACUUCAGGGUGAUGAUGCCUUUCCAUCAAAAAAACAGCACUUAGAAAAAAAAAAAACAGAGUAAUAUACAAAUUUAUUAUGACUUUUUAAAUUUAUUUAUGUAUCUUGUUUCAUUCAGUUUCUACAGUGGCAAAACCCUGACUCAACUCUUCAGAAACACACCGUUGUUUGUGUAAAUAUAUUUGGAUUUUUUUUUUUUGUAUUUGCGUUUACCUGUUUGCAGCUUCUUCCGACUCCCAUGAGUGCAACUGCUUUUCCCCGGUAUCACAAUUAUAGAGCUUUGCUCAUAUUUGUAAGUUAGGACUGCUGACGCCUCAGUCACUUUUAAGUUAAAACAUUCAUUCGACUUUACCAGUAGCUCCAUUUUUUUGUUUUUAUUGUGGCUAGUCUACAGCCCCACCUGGAAUUUACAAGUUUAUAUUGUUUAUGAAUGCAAAAACGGCAAGAGUGAAAGUGCCAGUCUCACUUCUUAUGAAUAAUGGGACCUAUUUUGAGCCUGGGGGCUGUCUGUUUUGUCAGCGAGCAGAGGCCCAGGGGAAUGUCACGUCUUCCUGUUGAUAAAAUGCCUUUGUGUUACAGCACAACACUCCACAACACCGCACACUGCUAAGCCCUACAAACUUUGCUUGGUCAAGUUGUAGAAAGCAAACCGUGACAGCACUAUUACCAUGAAAAGCAUGGCUUUUUCUUUCUUUUUUUUUUUAAUUUUUAGAAAAAGCUCGAUUUGACCCUAGUGGUGUAUUAUUUCUAUUUCUAACCAUGUUAGGUUGAUGGUUUUUGGCAUGUCUGUCAUGAGAAUGUCUUGUAUGCAUCACACAUUUUGGCAUUUUUAAAAAAAUUUUUAUCCAGAACACACGUUUUCACUAGGCCCAUAACCCCGGCAGUAUUUAAGCUCUGCUUUAUGUUUCCAGGCACUGUGAAAGCCAUGAUCUCCACAUCUCUGUCAGAAGCCUGGAACAUAUAAGCAAGUCGCUUUUUCAACUGUUAAAAGUCACAGUAUGCGGGUGCGGUAUAGUUAUAAGAAGGAUUUACAUCCAAUCACUCAGAAAAGUGAUCCAAUAGUUAGAUCAGGAGGAGAAUAAGGAAUUAAUUAGACCUCAACCAAAUUGUCAACUGACAUCCAAACGCUGACCCAUGAACUCUCGGUCAAGUGCAGUUUUAUAUGAUGGGUUGAGGUUAGCUAGUCGACCCAAAUCACAUUUGAUUGGAUACAUUUAUGUAAUAGCCCCCAAGUUCAGGAAGACUCAUCAAAAAAUGCUUUUCUGGAAGAGAGAGAAGAGGGAUUUUGAUAUGAAAACACCCCAAAUGAUUUUUUUUAACAUAUAUUUAGCAAGAAAAGAUAAUUAAACAGUUCAUUUUUUUAGUUUACAGUGUCUUUGAAGCCGGUCGUUUCAAGUCAUUUCGGAAAUUUCUAAAAAGUUUUUUAACGCUUAACAAAGCACCUUGAGUGGCCAUCUGCUUUACGGCUUUUGUCAGUUCACUGAGGAGAGAAUGUAGUAUUUUAUUUUACAAGAAAAGGUUCCUCAGAGCAGCCUCAUGAACCUCUCCCCCCCCCUCCCUCCUGCAGUAUGACAUUUGGAUGUGCGUAGAGCUACGUUAUCAUCUACAGUAUGAAACUAGAUUUGUCCGCGGAAGAAAAAAAAACCCCCACUUUCCUUCUUCAACAGUUGAUUGUAUUGAAAAGCCAAAGUCGUGGUCUUGUUCUGAUGUGGCGCACGUGUGUGAUGUCAUAUUAUUGCAACAUUAAUGGCUAGAAUGUAUUUAAUUUCUAAUAUGGACCUUAUGUGCACUCAUCUUUUUUUUUUAAUGUUUUUGCAUCAGUCAUGUUUUCUUUCUAAGGUCAGAUGCAGUGCUACUAAACAUGUUGUCAGCUCCUUCUUUUUUCUAAACGUGCCAAGUCAGGACUGUGAAAGCUAAUGCUGGAUCACGCAGUCGGUCAAAUCAGUUACAGACUUUUAAAAAAAAAAAAAAGGAGAAAGGUUGGGGUAUGCACUUAGAAGUUCUUGUUCUCAAUGCCUUUCCGUCCAAAAAGUACACUGUAGGAAGAAAGUUAGCUUAGUAUGCAUGUUUCUCAAGCAGCAUAACCAGUUUGUGUGUACAGUUACAGUCUAACCUCUUUUUCUACGGUAGGCUUCAUGUGUAACGAACCUGUAGCGUCGUUAGCCUUUAUUUAUCCUUUCUCAUGUAUCCUCCAAAAUUGUGUGUGUGCGUGAGUGUGUUUGCAUAUGCAUCAGUAGUUUCUGCACAGGUUGCAGAGCAUUCAUUGGCAGGCCCCAAUGAAAAUCCACAUUAUGUAUGUAUGUAUGUAUGUAUAUGUCCAUAUGUCUGCGUGUGAUGACACCUCAACUGUUGCAGUGACGGUGUCUCUAAAUGUUUUGUAAGCCUUUUUUUCCCCUCUGGCUGGUCUGUGCCAGAGACGAAGAAGAAGAAAAAAAAAAAUAAUGCUGAAGUUUUUGCAUUGUUUGUAAGACAACGAGGGGAAACGGAAAAACUUUUUUCAUACAGCAGUUGUAAAUGUUUUACUUGAAAUGAAAUUGGAACCACAGUUGUAUUUAAAGUUCAAACGCGGAGUGCAGUGUCUGUUUAAUACUGAAGGGUGAAAGCGUGCAUACGUCGUACUGUAAGUAAGCACUGAAGGAUGAAGCAUUAUAUGUACAGGCUGUUUGUUCCAUACUGGUUGUGAAUGUUAUUGAUGCCACCGUCCGACAUUUCAGAAUGAAGACUACUUCUUGAACUAACAAAGGACUGAAGUCGGUAUUGAGGCCAACUAUGACAAAGUAGUUUCUGUCAUUUGAUAAGAUUUACUAAUCUUACAUUUUUAUUACGUCAGCCUCAAAAAUGAUAAUGAAGACGUCCAGCUGUGAUGGUUCUCCAAUCCUCCUCAGAGCAUGUUUAUUUGUUUAAAAUUUCUCAUGGCCCUCAACCUCGGUGCUGGAUUGAUCGCACUAUGUUUUCCUCCCUCGCGUGAAGGCUGUGAUGGCUUUAUCCAACUAAACUAAACAAGAAACUCAACAGUGAAAACAAAGGCUCACAUUUACGAGUCUGCUCAUCACAGGAUCAGUUUGACUGUUUUGUGUAGUUUUAAAGCAAAGCCAGCUCGUCUUGACUGUAUGAAUAAACAAUCUGCAGGAGAUUUAAUCUCACAUAAUGAUACAUAAUCAUUAUACCUGCUAUUUGACAACAGUACGAGAACUUGGAAAUGGUUGAUUCUCCUUUAAGCCCUUCAUGUGUGCAGAGAAAGGAGGGAAAUCCUGUUUUCAUUCAUCCUCUAAUCAGUUAAUGCAAUCAUAUGAUCUGAGCUAUGAUUAAAGGACAGAGUGGACACAAUAACAUGAACAUCCAAAAAAAAAAAAAAAUGCAAUCCAAUGCAUUAAAUGCUGUCAUUGUUAGCUAAUGUUCAGUUUCUGAUGACUGUGAAAUUUUUUAUUUUUAUUUUGAAAUGAUUCUGUGUCCUUGUUAUUGUGUCCACCGCCUGUAUGGACCCAGAUUUUCACCUGUAAGCAGUUAAAGGUGCUUUUUUUUGUUUUUUUUUUAAACUUUAAUUUAGGGAGUGUCAUUGUUUUAAGACACAGUGUAUUUUUUUUAUAAAGCCCUUAAAAAGGCUUUAAACAGAUGAAUGUUGAGGGUUUUGAACUCUUACACUCGCAGGAAAAAAAAGCAACCUCUGAUCACCAAUCAUUCAGAUUAUUGAUCAUAAAUUUUCCCUUGGAAGAAAAAUAUUGAUGUAAUGUCAGACAAAACAGUCUGUGGUUUCAUGUUAUUUUUUUGUAUGCAGCACUAUAAACUACAUUGCAGCAUCUCACUAAUGUAUUUCCAUAACAUGCCAUGCUGUCAAAACCUUAACCUAUACUAUGAAUGUACAACGGGCCAUGUUGUUGUUUGUUUUUUCACAGCCUACCUGCAUGAGAUUGGGUGAAGAUGAAUAUUAUCCUUCUUGCUACCUUGUUUUGUGUUUGUUUGUUUUUUUAUUAGUCUGCUAAGCAGCCAUACAAAUAUUUAUAAAUUAAUGCCUUAAGUUUGCUCCCUGUAGGAACAGUUCAUCCUCACAAUAACCUGCGUUACUUUUAAUUUAUAAAUGUAUAUUGUGUUUCAUUUUGGCUCCUUGGUCACAGAGUAAAGGUUUGUACCCUGACUGACUGACUGACUGACUGGUCAUCUGAUUGUUCUGUGAAGAUGUACAAAUAAAUUUGUUAAACAUUCA